UCACUAAGCAACAAAAAAAUGUGUAAAUUUUAACCUUAGCGACUCGAACGAAUAGGAGCUUUGUUUGAAAAAAAAAGAAAAAAAAGAAAGAAAAAAAAAGAAGAAGCACCUGAAUAAAUUAAGUAAAGCUUUACACUACGCAUAUUAUAUAGUUCUUAAUAAUGAAAUCACACGACAUGAAUAAUAUAUUUUGCUUAAAUAGAGAUGAUGUACCUUCUACCUUUCAUGACCCGUAUAUAGAACAAGGUUACAGACGACCAAAUUUAUCCGUUUUAGAUUGUUUAAAAAGCGUCACAGCUUUCAAAUGCAACGAAUCAUUCAAUAUAAUAUCACAUUUUUUAGCGACAAUAUAUUUUGUAAAUAUAUUCAUAUCGACUUUUGGCGGUGAUGUAAAUAUUUUGGAUUGCUAUACAUGGCCUUUAGUCUGCCAUGCAUUAGGAAACAUAGCAUUUACCUUUAUGAGUACUAUAGCACACACAUUUAACUCAAUGUCGGUAAAAAUACGACAUCGAUGUUUCUAUUUAGAUUAUGCGUCAAUCUCAAUUUAUGCUGUCGGAGCUGGUCAAACGUUUUUCUAUUAUACACAACCGUCAAAUACAAAAAGUUUUUUUUUUACGUCAUCGAUGUUUUUUAACACUGGCUGUGUUUCUAUAGCAAUUUUAGCAACACUAUUAAAUUGUAUAUCGAGAUUUAAAUGGAAUUCAAUGAAGUAUACCAUUCGAACCUUAACAUAUGUCGUAGCAUUUUUUUGGAAUGUAACGCCUUAUUUUUGCAGACUACAAACAUGCGUCAGCGAAGCGGAUUGUAACUAUAACAGUUUGUGGUUGUUUGUAGCUCACGCCAUUUUUUUCAUUCUUGCUGCUAUCGCUAAUAUCACUAAACUUCCAGAAAAGGUGUUCCGUGGAACAUUCGAUCACUUUGGACAAAGUCACAAUUUGAUGCACAUUUUCGUUACUAUUGGUUGCGUUCUGCAGUUUGAGUUUGCGAAACAAGAAAUGAAGCGCAGCAUUAAGAUGGAUUAUAAAACACUUGAUUAUAAACAAUCCGUUUACUAUAUGGCUGUAUCAUCAAUAGUGUGUAUCUCAAUUGCUUUGUUUGUUAGCGCUGAAGAUGUUCCAGUUAAAAAGUGUGAUUGA
Messenger RNA from Hydra vulgaris (swiftwater hydra), 1136 nucleotides. RefSeq names its product membrane progestin receptor gamma-B. Lineage: Eukaryota; Metazoa; Cnidaria; Hydrozoa; Anthoathecata; Hydridae. Gene Ontology annotation, molecular function: signaling receptor activity. Gene Ontology annotation, cellular component: membrane. The record is from RefSeq and is a predicted model, not a curated record.